GUGGAUGUUGUGGCAACAGUCUGUUGUAAAUAUGGCAUUUAACUCUUUUAAAUAUGAAACUAUAGGUUAUAAAAUUGUUAAAUAAUAAAAAAAUAAUGAUAAAUGCGAUAGUGCUUCGCAUAAAAAAGCAACUACCGACGACACCGGUAGGUCAACUUUAAUGACUUGUGAAUAGAUGACGAUGUGAGGGGAUUGUUGUCCUGUCUUCUUUUUUAAUUUUGUUUAGCUAUGUCUAGUUGCAUUUCAGAUUUAGAAGAUGUUAAACCAAGGAAAAUGGACUUAUCUCGUACCCGUGGCACCCCUUGUGCUUUGUCUGCUGAUUCUUGCUGUGGAGAAAAACCUCCAUACAGAAAUCCCCAUCAUACUCAAAAAGCAUUCGAAGUCAUGAAUAUUUUAAGAAAGCAAAAUCUUCUAUGUGAUGUAAUUUUGGUCGCAGAUGGCAUUGAAAUCGCUGCACAUAAAAUGGUCCUUGCUUCAUGUAGUCCUUACUUUUAUGCAAUGUUCACAAGCUUUACUGAAAGCAAAGCAGAAAAAAUAACAAUUCAAGAUGUAGAUGGACAAGCUUUGCAACUUUUAGUUGAUUAUGUAUAUUCCUCAGAAAUCCAAGUUACCGAAGAAAAUGUUCAGGUUCUUUUACCUGCUGCUCAUCUUCUACAACUAACAGAUGUUAGGGAUGCUUGCUGUGAGUUUUUACAAGGUCAGCUACACCCUUCCAAUUGCCUUGGUAUUCGUGCAUUUGCCGACCUACAUGGGUGCUUAGAAUUGCUCAGCUUUGCAGAUUCUUAUACCGAGCAGCAUUUUGUAGAGGUUGUGGAAAGUGAGGAGUUUUUAGCUUUAUCACCAAAUCAAGUCUGCAAGCUCAUCUCUAGUGACAAACUCGCUGUACCAUCUGAGGAAAAGGUUUUUGAAGCUGUUAUGGCAUGGGUUAAUAAUGAUUUACAAAAUCGGCAAGACUACUUAGCACAGUUGAUAGAGCAUGUUCGAUUACCAUUACUUUCUCAAGAAUAUUUAGUUCAGCGUGUUGAAGAAGAACCUUUGCUUAAAUCAAAUCAUCUCUGCAAGGACUUCUUAAUAGAGGCCAUGAAAUACCAUCUAUUGAAAGGGGAACAGAAGGUCAUGUAUAAAACUCCCAGGACAAAACCUCGCACUCCAAUUGGGCGACCCAAGAUACUUCUUGUUGCUGGUGGUCAAGCUCCUAAAGCUAUUCGAAGUGUUGAAUGUUAUGAUUUCAAAGAAGAAAGAUGGUACCAGUUAGCAGAGUUACCAACCAGGCGUUGUCGGGCUGGUUUAGCUGUUUUAAGUGGUUUAGUAUAUGCUGUUGGAGGAUUCAACGGUUCUUUACGUGUCAGAACUGUUGAUGUCUACGAUCCUGUUCGAGAUCAAUGGAGCCAAGCUCCCAGCAUGGAAGCUCGUCGUAGUACAUUAGGAGUUGCAGUGUUAAAUAGUUGUAUAUAUGCUGUGGGUGGUUUUGAUGGAUCAACUGGACUGAAUAGUGCUGAAUGUUAUGAUGUAAGAACUGAAGAGUGGAAAACGAUUGCUCCUAUGAGCACAAGACGGAGCAGUGUGGGAGUGGGUGUACUUAAUGGUGUACUCUAUGCUGUUGGAGGAUAUGAUGGAGCAUCUCGGCAAUGUUUGGGUACAGUGGAGCAAUAUGAUCCUGACACAGAUGCCUGGUUAGCUGUUGCUGAAAUGUCUGCACGCAGAAGUGGUGCUGGUGUAGGUGUUUUAGAUGGAUUUUUAUAUGCAGUUGGUGGGCAUGAUGGACCUCUUGUGAGAAAGAGUGUUGAAUGCUAUAAUCCUGAGUCCAAUUCAUGGACCUCAGUUGCAGAUAUGAUGAUGUGUCGCAGGAAUGCAGGUGUGAUAGCUGUUGAAGGAUUACUGUAUGUUGUCGGAGGUGAUGACGGGUCUUCAAACUUAUCUUCUGUUGAGGUUUAUUGUCCCAAAUCAGAUUCCUGGAGCAUGUUGCCUUCUUUUAUGACUAUCGGAAGGAGUUAUGCAGGUGUUGCAAUCGUUGAUAAACCCAUGUGAGGAACUUUAUGUUUAGGCUCUUACAUUAAAACUAACUCUUAUCUGUGAAAUUAGUGUACAUAUGUUAAUAUAAAUAUGCUUGUAUAUUUAUUUUUUAUUUUCAUCCUUAUACAUUUGUGUUUUAAAAUUGUAAAAAGUUGUAAAAAAAAUUUUGAGAGUGCCACAUUGUAUCAACGAAACAUUUUAUUUUAAGUUGAUCUUUUGAAAGGCUUAGAUUCAAAAGUGGAAGAGUCCAAUAAAAUUAUUGUUAUCAAAUAAAGUUUGAGGAUGUUGUAUUGUAUCAGCUGCAAUCGUCAUUUGAAGAGAUAAGGUUUAAGAGUGAUCAACUAGAAAGAAAUUUGAGAUAUUUUGAAGGGGAAAAAACUUUUGAUUAUUUUUUAUCAUCAGUGAGUUGAGAAACGGGAAGAGAUAGAAAUUUAUGAUUUUCUGCAUUCUGCUUAGAAAACUAGAUACUGAAUUUCAGAAAAGAAAAUUAGAUGCAAAAAUUUAUGAGAAAAGCAGUGUUAAAUUUAUGAGAAAGAUGAGAAAAGCAGUGUUUUCUGAUACAUGGCUAACGAUUCCAAAUUAACUAUUUGCACACGCGUCUAUUUUGUCCUCAAACUAUGCCAUAUUCUGCAUGUGGUGGUAUUUUGAAACCAUCGUUUCAUAGCUUUUCUUCAAUUUACAACACCAUUUAUUAAUAAACUUUGUAAUUAAUUUUUAAACUUAGUGCAAAAAAUUAACUAGUUUCCAAAGAAAGUGAACCAUUUUUUUUCAAGUCAUUGUUUCCUUGUGUGAUAGCUGAUAUGUAUUUGCAAAUUUUCUGUUAAAAAGUAAAAUUCAAAUAUCUUUGAAUAAAUAUUUUUGUCAUGCAAAAUCUUUUUUCCCCCUGCUUUAUAAAUUUCAAGUCGUACUGUACUACAUAUGGAGUCAGUUUUUUUUUUUUCUACUAGGCAAUCCAUCUAAAAUAUUCAAAUUUUCUUUUUAUAUAUAAAAUCUUACUUUUAUAAGAAUCAUUACUGUGACUUUUAUCCUACAAUUUAUCAAAAAUCUCCUAAGUUUGUACACGUUUUCCAUUUUUUUCAAGUGGUCAUGCUAUAUUUACAUAUGGAGUCACACUAUUUAGUUUUCUUAUCUACUAAGCAAUCCAUCCAAGAUGUUCAAAUUUUCUAUUUAAAAACGUGCAUUUAUUAAAAGUUAUUACUGUAAUUUUUCUCUUACAAUUUAUCAAAAAUUUCUAUGUUUGUGUAUGUUUUCCACAUUUUUAUGAAAAUUGAACCUAACCAUUUUUAAAUCUAAGCCUAAUUUUAUGUUUACAUUAUGUGUUCAAGCAUAAAUCAGAUACAAAACUUGACAUUCAGUUUUUUUUAACAUUUGUAUUAAAGUGUUUACAAAAAUAUCUUUACCUUUGUGGCAGCUGUUAUUAAAGCUGUGAAUAAGAUGUGAAAUUUUUUAAAAAAACAAUUGUGAUAUUAAAAGCGAAAAUAAUAUUUAUCUAUUGAAAGAUUAUCUAAUAAUAUUUAUUUUUGUUGUGUUUUGUUAAAAAAGUUAUAAUUUUGUCAGCAUGUUGAAAUGCUAGUCUUUAUUUAGAAAUUAUAGUUUUAUUAAAAUAAAUUGCACCUUUAUUGCACUUACAUAGUCAUUGCUGUAUAUUAUAAAAUUUAUUAAUUAACACUGAGCAUUUAACUUUCCUGUUUAAGAAAUCUAGCACAGUAUCCUUCAUAAUGUGUGCUUGGAAUUCUUUCUUUUAACAAAUUUCAGUUGGUUUAAUUUAGUUGUGGCAUUUGUUAACAGAAGUUUAGAAAUAAAACAUUGCUUUCUUUUAAAAUUAGUCAAAUCUCAGUCGAUUGCAAACUCAUCAUUAUAAUUUUUUUUAAUACUAAGUGAGUAAAUAAACAAUAACCAUGGAUAUAAAAAAAAAUUGUUUCUUCAUACUAAAAGAUUCUAAACUUGACAUAAAACCACUUUUAAGUCUAACUUUACUAAACGUUGUGAAUAUUAUAAAAGUGAAAAUUUUAAAAACACAAUGAACAAUAAAAUCUCAUAAUAUACAAAAUGCAAUUCAACAAAAAAUUACAAAACAUUUUAAUGACCAACAAUCAUUAGCUAUAGGUUCUAUGAUCUAAGUUAAAAUCUAAGUAAUUCAUUCAACUUUGUAUGUGUUAUUCCCAUAUUGAGUUGGAAAACUUAGUCUUCUCUUUAACCUAAUUCCAAAUUUAUGAAGAUUAUGUACCAAUUACAAACAAUUUUAUUUCAUUUGAGACAGAAUGUGCUUUAAAUGUGUACAUUGUAUCUCUCAAUUUAUUUUCCUUAUUUGAAUUACAAUAACAUGUAUGUAGUAUUAUGUUUCAUAACUCAUUAUUACUUUUCACAGUUAUUUACUGUUAUUCAGUUUUAAAAAAAUGAAUAUUUACUUCCUUUUUAUUCAUUUAUUUAUAUUUACUUUUAAAAUUAUCUUCAUUUUUUAAAAAAGAAAAACGAGGAAACAAUGAAAUAGCAUUUUCUUGAUGUAUAUUUAGAGUAGUUUACAUUUAAACAAAACACUGUAAAAGAAACUAAAAAUUGUUAACCGAAUACAUUCAAACUUUAUUUUUUAAACAUUUUCUCCCUAUGCUGGCAUAUUUCAUGAUCUGAAUUGAAGUCAUUACUAAUGGAUGUCAUAAUGCUUGAUUCUCAAUUGCUUGAAUUAAAAAUAUAAAAUGAAUUUUUGAAUUAUUAUUAAAACCAAAAAUGCUUCAUGCAGUAAAACAUGAUUUUGUUUAUUGUAUAUGCAGUAAAACAUAAUUUUGUUUGUCGUUCAGGGGAUAUUUGAUAAUGAUAUUUUAUAAAAUGAAAGUUUAUAGUACAGGGUGCGUAGUGUUUUUAAGAAGUGCCUUAAGGUGCUUAUUUUUGUUUUUUAAAAGCCCUUAAAGGUGCUUUUUUCCAUGAAUGUUUAUAAAAAGAACAAUUAAGUUCUUUUUAUAAACAACCACAUCCCUUUUCCGAAGUGUGAUAUUUUUCUUUACCAUGUUGAUUUCCACCACAAAUUAUGCAAAACGACAUUGUCCUUUUUCAACGUUUUCGCAAUUAAUUCAACCCCAAUCUAUUUCGGCGUACCACCGAUCUGUAGUGUACCAUUUGUUUUUCACGUUUGAUGAAAUACUUGUGGGUCCGCACUUGCGUAUACUGAGCUGGAUUCAGUGGUAAGGAUUUUUGACUCUCGUGUGUAACCCUGCAGCAUUUUGAAAGAGAUUCUAAAUUUCAAACAUUUUCCGCCCUCUGUAAUAGAAUCAAAAAAUCUCUCAAAUUUUUGCUGAUUACGGGGCCCAACUAAACAUUGUCAAUUUUUUUUUCUAUUAGUGAUAGAAAAUUUCAUUUUUCUUGUUAGUUUUAUCGUUUGUGACGCUCCAUCGUCUUCGCCACUGUAAAUAAAACCAAUUGUCAAACUAGCCAACCAUGUCUAAUUAUGAUACUUUUCAAAGUGCUGAAAAAUAUUUUUUGAGUGCUUGAAAAGUGCUUAUUUUCUGUUGAAAAAUUUGGCUACGCAUCCUGUAGUAAUUUCUAUUUCAGAAAUGCAAAUUAAAUAAAAAAUAAUUGGUAAAUGAAAUAAGUAUAAAAUUUAUGAGGAUAGUUUCAGUAAUCUGAUUACAGCUCCCAAUUUGCCGUUUUUACUCAAAUGUGUUUAGUCCUUCUCCAUGUUGUCCUUUAAAUUUUCCUAAAAGAAAACAAUUUAUGAAAAAAUCAUUUUUUAUCAAGUUACAUUAGUCCUGCCUUUUCUGCUAAAAUCGAAAAUUAGUAAUUUAAGUUUAUUUUGUAAUUAUAAAUUAAAAAAAUAAGUCUUCAACCAUAAACAUUUGGCUUCAAACAUCUCUAUUAUAAAAAAAAAGACAUUACAAAGUUGCUACUCUAGAUUGUUCUGAUAAAACUUCAAAUUUCUGUUUGCUUGUUUCUUUAGAAUUAAUCUGCUUUUAAUAACCAAACUAACAUACAAAUUUUGCUGCUUUGAAAGGAUAAAAGAAAAUCUUUCUGUACUCACAUUGUGUUGGAUAAAGUGCAGAAAUGUUUUUGAGAAUAAAGCACAUCAUUUCCUCUUGUUGAAAUACUUGUUAUUUAUUUGAAUAUUUUCUCUUUAAUAUCUUUCCUUUGUUGUAUAAAUUGUAUCUUUUUUUAUACAUUUUGAAUUUAUAUAUUUAGCAAAUAAAUAAAUUUAUUAAUCUCA
Messenger RNA from Parasteatoda tepidariorum (common house spider), 6205 nucleotides. RefSeq names its product kelch protein (gene kel). Lineage: Eukaryota; Metazoa; Arthropoda; Arachnida; Araneae; Theridiidae. The record is from RefSeq and is a predicted model, not a curated record. Gene Ontology annotation, molecular function: protein binding.